This is a messenger RNA of Cotesia glomerata, 946 nucleotides long. RefSeq lists its product as uncharacterized. Lineage: Eukaryota; Metazoa; Arthropoda; Insecta; Hymenoptera; Braconidae. The record is from RefSeq and is a predicted model, not a curated record. The transcript has 5 exons. Bases 109 to 780 code for a protein of 223 amino acids.
AUACUGUACACACCAGUCGACGGCAUUAUUUUUUCAUAAUUUUAUUUUCUAGUAACUGUUUUAUAGAAUUGAUCAGUAUACAUAUUACUUGAAGAGAUUUACUUAAAUAUGAUUAUCAAAAAAAUGAUUCAAGGCAUAUUUAUUGCAAUCAUACCUCAACUCAUUGGAAUACAGGGUAUUCUCGAAAUCAAUAUAGAGGAUGCAUUGUGUCAAACUUUUAGUAAAGAAUAUUUCACCGAGCCAGAUGUUUAUAUAGAUGUUAAUAACCAAGCGUUUGUUAACUUUUCGAUAAUUAAACAAUUUCCGCCUGAUGUUCAGGCCCACUUUCAUUUACUAGGAGCAUCGAUGGGUGAAUAUGUCAUACAAACUGGAUUAGAUUUUGAGAUGGGCUUCUGUGGAAUGUUCGAUGAACCUGUCAUACUGGCUCCAAAUCUCAAAUUAUUUGGAUUUGUGGCGACCGAUUGUCCACCAUCUCCUGGAUAUUGGGGAAUAAUAGGAGCAUCAUUGGGUGAAUAUGUCGUAAACACAGGAAUCGAUAUACAAAUGCCCUUAUGUGACAUGAUAAAUGAACCUGUUAUCCUGGGCCCUCUUCUUCGUGUGUUUGGAUUUCGUGAAGAUAAUUGUCCACCUAAAAUGGGUGUUUAUGGCAGUGAAGGUUAUACUUUAUCAACAGCUACGUUCCCAGAUGAUUUUCCUCGCAACCAAUAUAAAUCACUUUUUGAACUUACAAUCGAGGGUAAAAAAUUAAUCAUCGUGAAUAUAUUCUUUGAAAUUCAAUAAAGCUUAGCGAAACUUCAAUGUCAUGCAUUUGAAUGUUGUCCAUUGAAGACAAUGUAAACCAAAUGUAAAAAUUUAAUUAAUUCGUCAUUAAAUAUUUAAUGAAAGUAUGGUCGAUUAUAGAAAAAUUACUUGACACAAAAAUAGUCUCAUUUUGCUGUUUUCUGUU